Messenger RNA from Culex quinquefasciatus (southern house mosquito), 1051 nucleotides. RefSeq lists its product as uncharacterized. NCBI's taxonomy places the organism in Eukaryota, Metazoa, Arthropoda, Insecta, Diptera, Culicidae. Bases 423 to 734 code for a protein of 103 amino acids. The transcript is spliced from 4 exons. The record is from RefSeq and is a predicted model, not a curated record.
GCGUGCACUGCUCAGCAGCUGUCAGUCAAAAAAACAAAACAAAGGCCACGUUUUUCGCGAAAAUUCUCGGUGAUGCGAUGUGCCCAAUCAAGGCGUCCGUGAGCGGACACUGGAAUCGUUCCGAGUUCGUGAGGUGCGGCACACAUGGAGCGGACAUCAUCGUCGUCGGCAAACCAGAGGCCGGAUCAAGAACAGUAGGGGCCUAGCUCUAAACCAGAAAUAUAAAGUCCAAACUCAGCUGCAAAUCAGCUGUAAAAGCGCUUUUCCAGCAAUUUCCAAAACAAUUCAGCUGUUAUUAAUUGCAGGUAAAGCGCUGUUAGUGCUGAACAAUUACUACUUUUAGUGCUGAUUGGUUACUUGGGAAGUUAUGCGUUUGUACGAGGUAAUCGUUAAAGCUCUCCUUCGGAGCGAUUCCGGUGAAAAUGAUCUCCUUGAGGUUGGAGUUGCGCAGACAUUCGGCGAAAUCGCCUACAGUUGUAGGGCAGCAGGAACGUUCACCGUUUCCUGCGUCGGAGACAGUCCCAAGUACUUCAUCGUGCGCUUCAAAGCCUCCAAAAAGUCCACAGUUACCUGUUCAUCAUCAUCCGGCUCGUGGUCCCAGCCGCCGCCAGAACUGGUCAGUAGUGGGCAGCUUGGCCAACCGGAAGUUGGCGAAAUUCUUGGCGCGAUUAUUGGGAUUGAUUAGAUCGGGAACCAGAUUUCGCAACACCACCAAGUCGAUCAACCGCAUUUAAUCGGGCAGUUCCACGCGUGCGUUUGGCCGGAUUGCUAUUUUUGAGUGCCAAUGGAUGCUGGAACAGAAUGAUCCAGUUUGCCAGAUUCCGUGGAAUAUCGGCUUACUAUCCUUUGUUGCUGUUCCGGAUACUAUAUUCGACCGUUUGUUGGGUCAACUGUCCUAGGCCUUCGUGACCUGCCCAGAGUGCUCGUGGUUCCAAUGUACGGGGCAUUGUCAGAGCUUCAGCUUUGCAACAAACGGGUAGAGCCGAUCGUUUGGAGAAUUGUGAAUGCUGCAGCGUAUCAAAUCCUAUAGCUGUUCGCUCUCGUAACUAAU